GCGAGGACGAAGACUCUUCUCCCCCUCCCCACCGCACCUUCUCUCUCUCUAUAUAUCAGAACACUGCCUCCCUUCUCGAGUCCUCGGCGACCGCCAUUGAUGAGGAAGGAGUCUGCAGGCAACGGUUGGUCAACCGGUUACUGUCUCUGAGAGAUUGUUUCGCCCGCGAGUUCCUUUCCGUCUCUUUGGCUCUAUCUUUUUCUUGUUUGGGGGAAUGACUUCCUGUGGCUGAUAAGAGGUCUCCGUCAGCGUUUUUUUUACCUUUUUUAGUAUUUUGGUGAGAUUUUUUUCUUUUUUUCUGGAGAUGUCAUCUUUAAGCAGAGAAUUGGUGUUCCUCAUACUGCAAUUCCUCGACGAGGAGAAAUUCAAGGAGUCCGUUCACAAGUUAGAGCAGGAAUCUGGGUUCUUCUUCAAUAUGAAGUACUUUGAGGAGAAAGCACAGGCAGGCGAUUGGGAUGAGGUCGAACGGUACCUUUCAGGAUUCACCAAAGUUGAUGACAAUCGAUACUCGAUGAAGAUAUUCUUUGAAAUCAGGAAGCAGAAGUAUUUGGAAGCUCUAGACAGGCAGGACCGAGCAAAAGCCGUUGAAAUUUUGGUUAAGGAUUUGAAAGUGUUCUCUACUUUCAAUGAAGACCUCUACAAGGAGAUCACCCAACUUCUUACGCUGGAAAACUUCAGGGAAAAUGAACAAUUAUCAAAGUAUGGCGACACAAAGUCAGCUAGAAGCAUUAUGCUGUUAGAGCUGAAAAAACUUAUUGAAGCCAACCCUUUGUUUCGAGAGAAGCUGGUAUUCCCAACACUAAAAGCGUCGAGAUUGAGAACCUUAAUUAAUCAAAGUUUGAAUUGGCAGCACCAGCUCUGUAAGAAUCCAAGGUCAAACCCAGAUAUCAAAACGUUGUUCACUGACCAUUCAUGCCAGCCUCCGAAUGGUGCUCGUGCUCCAACACCUGUUACAGUUCCUCUUCCUGGGGGGCUCAAGAACCCUGCAUACACAGCUCUUGGUGCUCAUGGGCCUUUCCCUCCAACGGCAGCCAAUGCAAACGCUUUAAGUGGUUGGAUGACGAAUGCAAAUGCUUCUUCUUCUGUCCAGUCUGCUGUUGUUGCUGCAUCAGCAAUUCCAGUUCCACCAAAUCAAGUUUCCCUUCUGAAGCGUCCUAGGACUCCUUCAAAUGGUCUAGGUGUGGAUUACCAAAGUGCAGAUUCUGAACAGCUUAUGAAGCGGCUGCGACCCGCAGCUGCAUCUAUUGAUGAGUUAACCUAUCCAGCUCCAGUUUCACAACCAUCAUGGUCAUUGGAAGACCUUCCUAGAACUGUUGCACGUAAUAUUAGUCAAGGCUCUACUGUCACAAGCAUGGACUUCCAUCCUACACAUCAGACUUUGCUUCUCGUUGGUUCUAGCAAUGGUGAAAUAACACUGUGGGAGGUUGGUUCUCGGGAAAGGUUGUUAUCCAAACCAUUCAAGAUAAGAGAUAUGGCUGCAUGCUCGUUGCCAUUCCAGGCUACAAUGGCCAAGGACUUUUCUGUAUCUAUUAGUAAAGUUACGUGGAGCCCUGAUGGUAGUUUGAUGGGGAUUGCAUUUACAAAGCACCUGGUCCAUUUGUAUGCCUAUCCGGGUCAUGCUGAUUUGCGACACCAUUUGGAGAUUGAUGCUCACAUUGGUGGAGUGAAUGAUUUAGUGUUUUCUCAUCCAAAUAAGCAACUCUGCUUUGUAACCUGUGGAGAUGACAAAUUGAUAAAGAUAUGGGAUCUGAAUGGCAGAAGACUAUAUACUUUUGAGGGACAUGAGGCACCUGUUUAUUCUGUGUGUCCUCAUCAUAAAGAAAGUAUUCAGUUUAUUUUUUCAACUGCUCUUGAUGGGAAAAUAAAGGCAUGGUUAUAUGACAAUUUGGGUUCAAGAGUAGAUUAUGAUGCUCCUGGGCGCUGGUGUACAACAAUGAUGUAUAGUGCUGAUGGAAGUAGAUUGUUUUCUUGUGGAACAAGUAAAGAUGGGGAAUCAUAUCUAGUUGAGUGGAAUGAAAGUGAAGGCUCCAUUAAAAGAAAUUAUGUUGGAUUCAAAAAGAAAUCUAUUGGUAUUGUGCAAUUUGAUACCACAAAAAAUCAUUUUCUGGCUGUUGGUGAAGAUAACCAAAUUAAGUUUUGGGACAUGGAUCAUGUUAACAUUCUCACAACAACAGACGCUGAUGGUGGACUUGAGAAUUUGCCCCGGUUGAGAUUCAAUAAGGAUGGAAGCCUUCUAGCUGUUACUACGGCAGAUAAUGGCUUCAAGGUACUUGCUAAUGCAGAUGGCCUUCGGUAUCUGCGGUCUAUCGAAAACCGUACUUUUGAAGCACAUAGGGCAGCCGUUGAUACUCCUCUAAUAAAGCAGGUAUCUGGUGCUGCUGCAACUGCAGCUGCAAACAUUAGCCCAGUAGUUAGCAGAGUGGAUCGACCUGAUGGAACUUCCCCUUCUCGCCCUCCUGCUGUUCUUAAUGGAGUUGAAUCAGCAGUAAGGGGUACAGAGAAGCCAAGGGUAUUAGAUGAUAUGCCUGAUAAAACCAAGACUUGGGAGUUGGCUGAGGUUACUGAUCCUGUUAAAUGUCGGGUAGUGACAAUGCCGGAAAAUACUGAUCCUCCUGUCAAGGUAUUACGACUCCUUUAUACUAACUCUGGCGUCGGCCUAUUAGCACUUGGGUCAAAUGGAAUCCAGAGACUCUGGAAAUGGGGCCGAUCUGAGCAAAAUCCAAGUGGGAAGGCUACCGCCAAUAUUGUUCCUCAACAUUGGCAACCAAGCAGUGGCCUUCUGAUGACUAACGAUCUCCCAGAUACCAACACUGAAGAGGUAGUUCCAUGUAUAGCACUCUCAAAGAAUGAUUCGUAUGUGAUGUCAGCAUCAGGCGGGAAAGUGUCACUUUUUAACAUGAUGACAUUUAAGGUGAUGACAACAUUCAUGGCACCUCCUCCAGCUUCAACAUUUUUAGCAUUUCAUCCUCAGGACAAUAACAUAAUAGCGAUUGGGAUGGAAGAUUCAACAAUUCAUAUAUAUAAUGUUCGUGUGGAUGAGGUUAAGACAAAAUUGAAGGGUCAUCAGAAACGCAUAACAGGACUGGCCUUCUCCAAUAGUCUUAAUGUCCUUGUCUCUUCAGGUGCUGAUGCCCAACUUUGUGUUUGGAACACAGAUACAUGGGAGAAGCGAAAGUCAAUCAUGAUUCAAAUGCCAGGGGGAAAGGCAUCUGGUGGGGACACAAGGGUUCAGUUCCAUUCUGACCAGACCCGCUUGUUGGUGGUUCAUGCGACUCAGCUUGCAGUUUAUGACAUCUCCAAGUUGGAGCGCAUCAGACAGUGGGUGCCUCAGGAUCUUCUAGCUGCUCCUAUUUCCUCUGCUGCAUAUUCCUACAACAGCCAACUUGUUUUUGCUUCUUUCUGUGAUGGAAAUAUUGGUGUAUUUGAUGCUGAAUGCUUGAGACUGAGGUGCCGCAUAUCUCCAUCUGCAUAUUUGUCCUUGACGGCAACAAACAGCUCAAUGGCGUACCCUCUUGUGGUUGCCACACCCCCAUUCGAGUCAAAUCAAUUUGCUGUAGGGUUGACAGAUGGAGCCGUUAAGGUGAUAGAGCCAUCUGAAUCGGAAGGAAAGUGGGGAACAUCACCUCCUGCAGAUAACGGGCUGCCAAAUGGUGGGUUGGUUGCUCAAUCCGCAAUCAGUAGCCAAGCCUCUGAGCAGACUUCAAGAUGAUAAUGACAUCGUGUAUGUAAUUUUCCCUUCGAAUGCGGUCUGCACCUGUGGUUACUUACCUUGUACAAUAGCAGUAGGUUACCUUCUUUUAACCUUUGAUCUGAAAGUCAGGAUAGAGAAAGGGCCAAGGAAGUGAGUGAUUAACAGAUUCGUCUUCUAUUGAUGAUGUGAUUAUUUGUUGCUGUCUUGUCGGUGUCUUGUCCAGUGUUCCUUAACUGUACAUUGUUGGUCCUUUGAUGUGGCAUUAAUCUUGAAUCACAUACAAGUUUUGGUUUA
Nymphaea colorata (pocket water lily) is the source of this 3985-nucleotide messenger RNA. Its product is annotated as protein TPR1-like. Lineage: Eukaryota; Viridiplantae; Streptophyta; Magnoliopsida; Nymphaeales; Nymphaeaceae. Gene Ontology annotation, biological process: regulation of DNA-templated transcription. The coding region runs from base 305 to 3709 and encodes 1134 amino acids. Gene Ontology annotation, molecular function: protein binding. The record is from RefSeq and is a predicted model, not a curated record. The transcript is spliced from 26 exons.